GCUAGACCGGGGGGGACGAGGAGUUUGUUUAAAAUGACUCGGGGGGCGGGUGGUUCGGGGGGGGCAGAUUUUAUCCCCGUUUGGGACGCUGAGAUGGCGAAGCUGAGUAGGGUCUCAUGCAUCUGGAAAUACGUUAUGCUGGGGCAACCAGUGGGCACAUGGAAGAAGAUGCACGGUGACCGCAAGUUGCGAUGCAACUUUUGCAAGCACCUGUGGCAGGGGAACCAAUCGAAGGCCGCGAGGCACUUCUGCAAGUUGAAGAAGUGCCUUGUUGCCCAGUUGGACGUGCUCGUUGACAUUUGGAACAGCACGAACUACAAAUUCGAUGACCGAUAUCACACAUCCAUUCGCGCAUACAUGGAGGAGCACGGCAUUAGAGACUCGCGAGUGGUUGCAGGAGGUGCACGGUCGUCAGCGUCACCUUCCACUGCAGGCAGGGACGAAAUGCAGGACGUGCUUGAUGAGAUGGAGGAGCACGAGGGGGUGAUGUUGCCAGGGGAGGAGGUUGUGAUGACGUCACGCGGGGAGGACCCUGCAAGGCAACAGGGGAAGAGGCCGAUGGGGGAGGCCGACCAGGCUGCGACCCGACCGGGGAAAAGGGUCCACCAGAGCAAGAUCGACGAGGUCUACGAUGCGGAUAAGCAGUCGGUCUUCAAGGACAAGUUUCUGACGCAGUCGCGGAGAAAGGCGACGGAUGAGAUCCCUAGAGGAGUGCGGAUGCGAUUUUCUCCCUUCAAGGAAAUCGGUGGAGACCGAGUUCCUUCGCAGAGGGCGAAGGUGGCGGCUUUGCUACGGGAGGUCCGAGAGUCGUUUUGUCACAGCGGUGCCACCAUCUUGUCGGAUGGUAGGAAAUUGCGUGAUUCACGACCCAUCGUGAACUUCCUUAUCGCGGGUGCAAAUGGCGCCCUGCUCUAUGCCAACAUUUGUCGCGACCGUUCCGUGCCGGAUAUGGGCGCCAUUGUUUUCCGCAGGUGGAGGACCAUCAUUGAGUCCUUCCCUACGAAGGACGUCAUAGCGUUCUGCACGGACUCCGCUAGUAACUACACAGCAACCGCCCGUUUGUUCGCCGCAGACCCUGAUCUAGUGGUCCGGCGCAUCACUUGGCUCCCCUGCUCGACCCAUGUUUGCAAUUUGAUGUUGUUAGACAUUGGGACACGAGUGGGUUGGGCAGUUGACACCAUCAUCUGCGCACGAGCAAUGCUCCUAAGGCGGAUGGACAGAGGAGGGAUGAUGAUGUCCAUCGUCUACGAGUGGAGCCGUCAUCUCGUUCAACUUCUGAUGAAGAUGGACGAUGUGCCGGCUGAUCUUCUGACCCCGUGCGUGCGAGAGGUCAGGAUGCGGCUCAUGCACUUGUUGGAGCCCGCGCACGCUGCCGCUCAUCUCCUAAACCCCCGUCGACGGUCUUUGAGGUACUACGAGUCCCUCCACACCAUGACGGAGGAUGCGGAGGUUGUACAUGAGUGUGAUCAUUUUCUCCUUGCCCAGACUGCAGGUGAUCCGACAUGCAGGGAUUACCUCCUUGUCCGUUACCAACUGCGUCGAUUCCAUGCGCGUAGAGGAAACUGGGGUGAUCAACUGGUAUCGGAUGCCGAGGCGGACGAUUGUCAGGGAGAUCAGGAGACGCACCAUUGUGCGGCAUGGUGGUUUGCCCACGGGACUGCCCACCCAGAGUUACGUGCUAUCGCUGUCCAUGUGAUGCACAUGUGGACGUCGGCCUCUUCUGCCGAGAGGAAUUGGGCGGCCCACGAGCGCAUUCCGACGGCAAAGUGGAGCAAGCUUUGCUUUGCGAAGAUGGCGCAACUGGUUGAGAUUAAGACAAAUCUCAAACUGGCUUCGUGCAGGCAGCAAGAUGGUGGGUAUGUGCUUUUGUGGGUCAUGGAUGGCGUCGACACCGAGAGACGGCGGCAAGACGAGGACGAGGACGGCGGUAACCCCGAGUCUGAUGUCUGGGGGGCGAGACCUGUUGGUACCUUCAGCGAUCGAGAGGUCAGGAGGCAGAUCGAGGUUUUUCGCAAGGACGGCACUAACCGUCCACGAGAGGUUUCUGCCGUCUUCGGGGAUAGGGCGGCCACUCUGCUCCCUUUCGACCAUGUGCCUCCUCCGAGUCCUCCCCCAUCCCGAGGAGUAGGAGAGGGUUCUGCGGCAGUCGAUGAGGAUGGAGAGGACGAUUGGACGGACGCAGAGGACGUUGUGGGGGGCACAGACAGGACGGCGGAGCAGGUUUACUUCCCAUACGGGGGCGGGUCGGACGGCCAUGCACCACGGACGUCCGUCAUCACGGACAAUGUUGCAGGCGGGGCACAGGGUCGCGCCACUCGACGACCCCAAGCGGGUCGAGGUCGUGGCGCCGUUGCUCGCGACGUUCCCCCACGCGCGAGGAGAGUUUUAGGGGUGGACUCGAGUGGCGAUGAUGAGGGCGAGGCAGAUGACGCCGACCGCCUUCGUAACCCUCGGUUCGAUCCGAGCCACCACUCUAGGGAGCAGUCAGAGCAUCUUCAUCGGUCGCAGAGGUUGGCAGAGUGUAGCGAGUGGGUGACAGAGAUGAGUACAGGACGCCUGUCUUACGAGGAGAGGGACACUCGCCUGGAUCGCGAGGAGGAGGCACGGUUACAGUUUAUGCCUCGGUGGGAUGGCAGAGAGGCGUACGAGGCAGAGGGAGUUAGAGACGAUAGGAGCGGGUUCACCAUCGAGCGUCGGACCAUUGCCGACUUCAGACACGAUGCAACCCCCUUCCCAUGCUGGGAGUAUGGCGGGAUUCAUGGAGGGGAGGAAGAGAUGGUGGACGAGGGCAUUGUGCCUUUGGAUGAUGAUGCAGCACAAGUUGAGGAGGAGGGAGCAGCAGUCCAUGCAGGCCACAGUGCCCCGUCGGUGCGAGAUGGUGAGACCGGAGGGCAUGUUGAGGAGGAGGGAGCGGCCGUCGACAUGUCCCUCGUGAUUAUUGUUAGGCCCCCGUUGGUGCCAGAUGUAGAUACUGGAGGGCAUGUUCAUUCGGGCGCCCCGGUCUCUUUCUAUGCAGGUGGGUACUCCAGGGAGAUGCCUCAGUGGGAUGGCGGGGAACCGGGGGACUGCACACGGACCCCUUUCCGUCCGGAGCAGCUGGAGAGGUUGGGGACGGAGGACCCUUUCCCGUUCACUGGUGGACAGCCAUCGCAUCCCGCGUGGGCACCAACGAGCCCUAGGCGAGUGAUGGACAGUUUGAGGAGGGACUACGAUAGAGAACAGGGGCUGUUCGUACGAGGACCAUCGGGGGAGGAAGAGCCUGCAGCGGGUGCGUGUGAGGCGGGACGACCGAGUGUCCACACAGCAGGACGUAUACUCGGAUUGGAUAGAGUUGCGACGAGGAGGACCGAGAGGAUGGUGCCGCAUCCGGCCCGAUCAACCAUGGAAGAUGGACGACAGGGAGUGCCAUACACAUCGGGCGAGGAUGACAUGCAUAUGCCACAGGGCUCGAGACGUUAUGGCUCGCUCAUUGAUCUUGACUCGCAGAUUGGUACUGAGGAGCAGCGGUUGGCGGAGCUGAUUCGAGAGCGUGAGAGGAGGUCGGAGACGGAGGCAGCCGGUCCGAGAAAGUAUCGGAGUUGGUUUGCAUGACCGUGAAUUGGCCUUGAAUGUGGUCCGUAUGUGCUAAAGGAUGACCAGUGCAGGGUCUGACUGCGUGGUGGGGCCCGAACUGGCGGCCGCAGGGGUGGGAAUCUCGAUCGAGUCAGACAUGGUGUCACGAGCUAGGAACGCAAGGUCUUCGCUGAUGGAGCGGGAGGGACUUGUAAAGUCAACACUUUGCAUAGAAUCAGGGGAUAAAGAAGAUGAAGAGGGGGAACGAGGGGGCCGCUCAGUGGCAGCGAUCGGCGCAUCAAAGCGAGCGAGCCGGUGUGCAGCGCGGGCGUCUCGAGUCUGCGUUAGGGGACUGGGAAAAGAAGGCUCGUAGAAAUAGAGUCUAACAAAUUUAUGAAGUUGAA
This is a messenger RNA of Chara braunii, 3956 nucleotides long. The record is from the annotation of a GenBank genome assembly. Lineage: Eukaryota; Viridiplantae; Streptophyta; Charophyceae; Charales; Characeae.